This is a messenger RNA of Daphnia pulicaria, 1667 nucleotides long. Its product is annotated as angiotensin-converting enzyme-like. Gene Ontology annotation, molecular function: metallopeptidase activity; peptidyl-dipeptidase activity. The transcript has 9 exons. Gene Ontology annotation, cellular component: plasma membrane. Lineage: Eukaryota; Metazoa; Arthropoda; Branchiopoda; Diplostraca; Daphniidae. The coding region runs from base 146 to 1489 and encodes 447 amino acids. The record is from RefSeq and is a predicted model, not a curated record. Gene Ontology annotation, biological process: proteolysis.
UACCGCAAAACAAUUGACGCCAUGGAGAAGAUUUACAGCACGGCCAAAAUCUGUUCCUUCACCAAUCCAGGCGAUUGCGGAAUGAAUCUCGAUCCUGAAAUUACGGAGAAAAUGAGCAAAAGUCGCAAUUUUGACGAGUUGAAACAUGUUUCUGAAGCGGUGGCACGAACAGAGUGGCGGUAAAAUGCGGGAUCAUUACGAAAAAUUCGUCGAACUCAGCAACGAAGCCUCUCGAAUGAAUAAUUUCAGCGACACGGGAGCUUAUUGGCUACGGAAUUACGAGUCGGACACAUUCAAGGAAGAUAUCGAGGGACUGUGGCAGACCAUCAGACCGUUUUACCUUCAACUUCACGCCUACGUCCGGGCCAAACUCCGAGAUCAUUACGGAGAAGACAAGGUCCCCAAAAAUCAACCCAUACCCGCACAUCUUCUGGGCAACAUGUGGGCCCAAACGUGGGGCAAUAUCGACGACUUGGUUACGCCAUAUCCAGGGAAAACUUCCAUCGAUGUCACUCCUGAAAUGUUGAAGCAAGGCUACACCCCAAAGAAAAUGUUUGAAAUGUCGGAAGAAUUCUUCACCUCGAUGGGUUUGCUGCCGACUCCGCCCGAAUUUUGGAGCGGAUCCAUCAUCGAGAAACUGGCGGGUAAGGAAAUGGUGUGUCACGCUUCUGCUUGGGACUUUUGCAACGGCAAGGAUUUCAGGAUCAAGCAAUGCACCAAGGUCACCAUGGAGGACUUUAAUGUCGUCCAUCACGAAAUGGGACACAUCCAGUACUUUUUACAGUACAAAAAUCUUCCGCUAGUCUACAGGGACGGAGCCAAUUCUGGUUUUCACGAAGCUGUAGGCGAUUCUCUAGCCCUCUCUGUCCAGACCCUCAAACAUCUCAAGGAAAUCGGAUUAUUAGACAAAUCAACACCCCAAGAUCACGAAGCGACCAUCAAUUACCUAUUGGCGACAGCUUUGAAAAAAAUCGCCUUUUUCCCAUUUGCGUACAUCAUGGACAAGUGGCGCUGGGAUGUGUUUGACGGGUCCGUUAAAUCGACCGAUUACAAUGGUCAUUGGUGGAAGCUUCGUGAGAAGUACCAAGGCAUCAGAUCGCCAGUAACAAGAUCCGAAAAUGAUUUCGAUCCCGGAGCAAAGUAUCACAUUGCAGCCAACGUCGAGUACAUUCGGUAUUUUGUGAGCUUCGUUAUCCAGUUCCAGUUUUACAAAUCCCUGUGCAUGACGGCCGGACAAUAUGAUCCGCACAAUCGAUCUCAACCACUUCACGAGUGCGACUUCUACAGGAACAAAGAAGCAGGAGCCAAAUUACGGGCGAUGUUGGCUAUGGGAGCUUCCCGACCUUGGCCGGAAGCGAUGCGAGCCGUCACGGGACAAGAUCGCAUGGACGCAAGCGCUUUCCGUGAAUAUUUUAAGCCCCUGGAGGUGUGGCUGAUAGCCAAGAACAAGGAACUUGGCGAACCUGUCGGAUGGGAUUCAGAUCAGUAAUACUUGGUUAUGGAAACUGAGUUGAAAAUGUUACCCCAAAAAUCCGUUAACUGUUUACCUCAAUUGCAUUGACGUAUUAAGUAUUAAGCGUCACAUUUUGCAAAAUUUGAAGUGACCUAUGUAACCAAGUUUUUUUUUACCGGAAUGUAUCGAUCAAAAAAGCAAAAAUGGUUUUGUU